GUUUUACUCGCGAAAUACUGUCCCCCCUCGGUUCUUACUAUGUUUCGUUGGUUUCCGCCUGCGUAUAGAUUGAACCUGUCUGUGGUCAGUAACCGGAGUUCGGUAUUGUUUGAAGCCGGAAACGACUCCGCUCAACUACCGUUCAAACAUAGUAAUUAUGCUUUGACGCGUUCCCGUAGCCGGCAACAAUCGUACCAUUCGCCACCGUAUAAAUAAGAGGGUUGCUAGUCUCGUCUCAUCGUUUCUCAUCAUGGCUAUCAUCUACUUACCGCCUGGCUUUGCCUUCCUGUCUAGAACAAUUUUCUUCACCGUAAUAUUCCCCUGUUCAACUUUGUGGGCUCUCCAAAACAUAUUGCGAACAUCUGGUCUCAUUCUUCCAUCAUGGAUUUGCUUUGUCGUCCCUUUAGCCGUGCAAUUUGUGUCUGCCAUAGUCCGCAACUACCUCACGAGCUUUACAGUCGAAAGGAAGGCUGCUGCGCAGGGCGCUAUCAUGGCACCCAGUGUUCGAGGAACUAGUCUCUCUAUCUUACGGGAAAUGUCUCACAGCUUCAGGGAUGGAUAUCCAGAUGAAAUAUUCCAGAAGUGGAGCGAAGAAUAUGGAAACACCUAUUCGUUCAACUUUUUUUCAGACAAACAGAUGUUCACAACCGAGCCAGAACACAUCAAAGCCAUCCUUGCGACUCAGUUCCAAGACUUUGAAAAGGGCCGUAUCUUCUAUGUCGCUGAGGAGUCUCUUCUGGGAGCGGGCAUUUUUAACUCCGAUGGUGAUAUUUGGAAAUUUCAUCGGACGAUGACGAGACCUCUCUUCAAUAAGGACAGAAUUUCCGACUUUGACAACUUCGAAAGACAUGCCUCUAGUACGCUCUCUCAGAUCAAAUCGAGAUUAAGGGAAGGAUAUCCCGUCGAUUUUCAGGAUGCUGUCGCCCGCUUCACUCUGGAUUCCGCUACGGAGUAUCUGUUCGGAAAAGACGUCAACUCGACAUCCGCAGGUCUCCCUUACCCAGCGGGAUCUCCCCUUGCUAAUAACCCCCACUUUGUCAACCAUCCGUCUAACGUGUUUGUCAAGGCAUUCGCUGCCGCACAAGAGCAGAGCGCUGUUCGUCUCGAAAGAGGGCAGUAUUGGCCGCUGUUUGAAUUUAGUGUCGAUGCAGUUAAGCCUCUUCGGCAAGUCGUUAAUGAGUUCGUCGAGCCUCUGCUCGUCGAGGCGCUCAAUAGAAAGACCAAAAGUGACAAGCUGGUGGAGAAUGAGAAGGACUCGGAUGAGAACAUGUCCUUGCUUGCUCGUCUUGUGGAGAAUACUGAUGAUACCAAGGUAAUUCGAGAUGAACUCGUGAACAUCUUGGUUGCUGGUAGAGACACCACGGCUUCUCUUUUGACGUUCGCGGUGUACAUGAUGUGUGAGCAUCCGGAAAUGGCCACUCGCUUGAGAUCGGAGAUCCUCGAGAAGGCUGGUACAAGGAUACCUACUUACGAGGACAUUCGUGAUAUGAAAUAUCUGCGAGCAUUCCUGAAUGAAACUUUACGAUUGUACCCACCCGUCCCAAUAAAUUCUCGUUCGUCCAAAGUAGCGACUACUCUUCCGAACCAAGGACGCGCACCAUAUUAUGUUCUGAAGGAUACAAUGGUGAAUUAUUCUGUAUUUUUGAUGCAUCGAAGGACGGAUUUAUGGGGACCCGACGCCCUUAAAUUUGACCCGGAUCGAUUCCUCGACGAGCGCCUGCAUAAAUAUUUGACUCCGAACCCAUUUAUAUUCGUCCCCUUCAAUGCGGGCCCAAGAAUUUGCCUAGGCCAACAGUUUGCUUAUAACGAGGCUUCGUACUAUCUUAUUCGACUCCUCCAAACGUUCUCUUCUUUCAGUCUCGCUAUGGAUGCACAACCCGCCGAAGGAAUUCCUCCGAAGAGUUGGAAAAUGACUCCCGGCACGACAAAAGGGAGGGAUAAGAUCAUGUUCGGGUUGCACUUGACUAUGUAUGCUAAGGCUGGUAUGUGGGUCAGAAUGGAAGAAGCGAAAGAUGACGUGUGAAAGUACUUAUAAUGUCCGAGCAGCUACACUAACUUGAUGAUAAUUCUUACUCCGUUCAUACAUGUCCUCAUAUAAAAGGCAAAUGCAACAACUUUUCGCCGCCAUUAACUUUCCCGAGUCAAUGAAUCCGUGGAAAAAUCUGGACGUACUAUCAUCUUAUCUAUCUCGUUGAUCGCCGAAUUACUAUUAUCGCUCGAUACCGGUUUUUCCGAUCAAUACCUUGACUUCUUUCCUCUGAAUCCGGC
Messenger RNA from Desarmillaria tabescens, 2268 nucleotides. RefSeq names its product cytochrome P450. NCBI's taxonomy places the organism in Eukaryota, Fungi, Basidiomycota, Agaricomycetes, Agaricales, Physalacriaceae. The record is from RefSeq and is a predicted model, not a curated record. Bases 251 to 2023 code for a protein of 590 amino acids. Gene Ontology annotation, molecular function: oxidoreductase activity, acting on paired donors, with incorporation or reduction of molecular oxygen; monooxygenase activity; heme binding. The transcript has 18 exons.